Lycium barbarum (goji berry) is the source of this 1402-nucleotide messenger RNA. RefSeq names its product replication factor A protein 1-like. Gene Ontology annotation, biological process: DNA repair; DNA replication; DNA recombination. The record is from RefSeq and is a predicted model, not a curated record. NCBI's taxonomy places the organism in Eukaryota, Viridiplantae, Streptophyta, Magnoliopsida, Solanales, Solanaceae. Gene Ontology annotation, molecular function: DNA binding. The transcript has 9 exons. Gene Ontology annotation, cellular component: nucleus. Bases 29 to 1402 code for a protein of 457 amino acids.
UACGCUGUCCAUUAUAUACAUCAAAAAUAUGUCUCCCAAAAUUGACUUUAUUAGCGAUAUAUCGAGUAAUAAGAUGAUGUGGACCUUAAAGGUUCGCGUAGUGCGAUUCUGGAAGGUUACGAAUAUUGAAAAUGCCGACAACGUAUUGUCGCUAGAGAUGCUGUUGCAGGAUGAGAGGGGGGGUCGUAUUCAGGCAUCUUUGGGAAAAUCUGUUAUGAACAGGUUCCAAAUAGAGAUAAAGGAACUAGGACUAUAUUAUAUGAAGAAUUUCGUGGUUUGCCCGAAUAAACUAAAAUAUAAGACCAACGAUCACCAAUUUAAGCUAAUUUUCACCCAUAGAACGAGUGUGGAGGAAACAAUUGAUGCACACUUUGGUAUGGAAGUCUUCAAUUUUCGACCAUUUGAGCACUUGAUAAAUCAAGUGAACGUUGAGGUUACUAAACUAUUCGAUGUCAUAGGAGAGAUUGUUAGUUACGGACCUAUACAAGAACACAAGCAAGGUGAUAAGUCCAGCGCUUUUAUGAAUGUUGAACUCCAGGAUCAUGAGAAUAAUAAUAUUUCAACUACUUUUUGGGGGGAAUUUGUGGAGCAAAUCAUGCCACACUUGGAUACUUCUAUCGAAAAUCUUGUCAUUGUGGUUAUGCAGCUAAUACGAUCUUAUAAGUUUCAAGGUAAAUAUUCUGUACGUAAUUCUUGGCAUGCUUCGAAACUCUGGAUUAAUCCAAAUUUGCCUCAAGUUGCAAAAUUUAGUUCCAGAUUGGAAAAUGUGCGUGGGGAGAAAUCCGAGAGGAUUUCUCAAAUAUCCUCUCAACGUAAUUAUUCUGCUGCGGAAGAGUUGGCUUCUGGAACGGCUCAAGUUAAAACAAUCAGAAACUUGGUUGAGUGUCUUCAGAAAGGGAGCUUCUGGAUUGUUACCACUAUAGUGUAUAUAGAACUUAAGAACGGUUGGUCGUAUCUGAGCUGCAUAAAAUGUGCCAGGAAGGUUUACAAAGUGGGCAGUAAAUUUAACUGCCCGAAGUGUAAAAGCAACGAAAAUUCUGCGCUAACCAGGUAUAGACUACAAGUUAGAGUUAUGGAUAAUAAUGGCUCUGUUUCUUUGUUAAUUUGGGAUCGCGAUGCGAUAAAGCUCAUCGGUAAGACUGCUAAUGAAUUAAGAGCGGGAUUACUGGAGAAGUCUGGCGCUGCUGAUGCAUUUUCAUAUCCAUCGGAAAUGGAUAACAUUCUGGAUAGAAGGGUCAUAUUUAAAGUGGCUGUAAAGAGUGACAACAUAGAGAACCACGAUGAAGUUUAUGGUGUUAUUAAAUUCAGUGAAGAUGAGGAUCUCAUUAAGCAGUAUGGUUCUUCUCCAAGCGAAGAUGCAUUCUAUGUAUGUUGUUUUACAAGCAUAUCUCAUAACAUAUAA